UAUUUACGGCGGCGGAGGUCGAGCUUGCGUAGCGUUUCGGCGGACGGACGAGGGGCGCUUGAGGAGCUGCAGGCGCGGCCAGCAGCCAGGUCCCGCUCUCGCGGGCUGGCCGAGCGAGGAGGAGCUGCUGAAGUAAAUAGCCCUGCUACUGGCGUGGAGUAGACUGAAGGGUGCCUGUAAACAUCUCAGAGCUUAUGGCUCUGCCUGGGGGAAAGAGCACCAUACACUCGGGUGAGGGGGGACCUUGGAGGUGGUGGGGUUCAGCGCCUGGGCCCUCCCCCUGCUUGUGCUUGGCCUGGGGAAUCCUCCUGAGAACGUUUUGGUCUUCGCAGUUUUGGUUGUUAGAAAGCUUUUCUGUGUGUUCAGUAGAAAUUCUCUCUCUUUAACGUGUGUUCCUCUGGUCUGGCUUUGUCAGGCCAGUGAACAGUGCAUACGCUGGCAGCCUUUCAAGUAUUUGAAAAAAAUCCCUUUGCAUUUCCUUGUAAGAGUUCUGGUUUUCAAGAUGAAAAAUACCUCAGUUUCUUCCAUUGUUCCUCAGGCAGGAGGUGUGGUUUUAGUUCCCAGCUCAUCUUCUACAUGAAUUGCUUUGUCCACAUUGCCCUGAUUUUGAUAAGCAACAUUCAGGUGGGAACGUGGCCCUCCACGUGUACUCUGACAAACCCAGCGUGGGCUUGACUCCUGACCCCUGUUGUUAGGGCUUCGUGCUGUGUUAACCUCACCACAGUCGCGGACUUCUCAGUCAUCAGUCCUGAGCCCGCUGCUGCUCUCCUUCUUCCUCACUGUGCCCUUGCAGUUGUUUUUGGAAGGAGCAGUAAGCGUCUGGUUGUCCUGUUGGGCUGUGGCCAUUUACUGCAGGGUAAUGAAGUAUGUGAAGGAUUGCAAAGUAUAAUCAAGCACAGCAUCCAAAAAAUGAUGUGCCAUUACUUUGGAAAAGUGGACGUGAGUGGGUUGUGGACCCACAUUUGGUUUGGCAAGGGUACCUUUGCACCUUUGUCAGUUUUUUUUUGGUGGCGGGACAUUGAUGGUCAGUUGUGAGGGCGAGUGUUAGGUUACCAGGCAAAGUUAAUAAUAACAUCAGAUCUACAGAUGGUCAUGUGCACCCUACCAGUGGCAACACAUAGGGUUACCACAUAGUUAUUUUGUCUCAUUUUGGACAGAGAGAUUACCAGCAUAUUCUAUGUUAAAGAAUUUUGCUCCCUUGAGAAUUUUUAAGGCUGUAUUUGGUGUGACCUUUGGCUGGACAGUCCUGGGUUUCGGUGCCAGCCCUCUUCUUGCACACUGGUGUGUGAUCAUGAGCAAAAUAACUUCUUAGUCCCAUUUUGCCUCAUAAUGUGAAGCCAAAAUGAGGUCGUGACUGGAGGUGGUGCCUGUAAAAAGGUCGUAGCUAUUUUUACAAAAAGCUAGCCUUUGCAGAAUGGCCAUCAUUCAAAAGUCCACAAAUGACAAAUGCUGGAGAGGCUGUGGAGAAAAGGGAACCCUCCUACACUGCUGGUGGGAAUGCAGUUUGGUGCAGCCACUGUGGAAAACAGUAUGGAGAUUCCUCAAAAGACUAGGAAUAGACUUACCAUAUGACCCAGUAAUCCCACUCCUGGGCAUGUAUCCAGAAGGAACUCUACUUCAAAAAGACACAUGCACCCCAUGUUCAUAGCAGCACUAUUUACAAUAGCCAAGACAUGGAAACAGCCUAAAUGUCCAUCAACAGAUGACUGGAUAAAGAAGAUGUGGUAUAUCUAUACAAUGGAAUACUAUUCAGCCAUAAAAAAACAACAACAUAAUGCCAUUUGCAGCAACAUGGAUGUCCCUGGAGAAUGUCAUUCUAAGUGAAGUAAGCCAGAAAGAGAAAGAAAAAUACCAUAUGAGAUCGCUCAUACGUGGAAUCUAAAAAAAAAAAAAAAAAAAAAAAAAAAGAACAAAAAGAACAUAAAUACAAAACAGAAACAGAAACAGACUCAUUGACAUAGAAUACAAACUUGUGGUUGCCAAGGUGUAGGAGGGUGGGAAGGGACAGACUGGGAGUUCAAAAUUCGUAGGUACUGACAGGCAUAUGCAGAGUAGAUAAACAAGAUUAUACUGUAUAGCACAGGGAAAUACAUAGAAGGUCUUGUGGUAGCUCAUAGCGAAAAAAAUGUGACAAUGAAUGUAUGUAUAUUCAUGUAUAACUGAAAAAUUGUGCUCUACACUGGAAUUUGACACAACGUUGUAAAAUGACUAUAACUCAAUAAGAAAAUGUUUUAAAAAAAUAAAUGGUGCUGCUAUGAAAAAAAAAAAAAGCUAGCCUUUGCAUGUGGAAUACACUUUCAAAGUGAGGCAAAGUUGAAACUACGGAUUCAACACUUCGUAGAAAAUGGAACAUGCCCAACUGGCAUUUGGUUUGUUUUGAGGUAGAGCUGGCUUUCAGAGCCGCUGUGUGGCAUAUGUGGUCACCAGAUCUUUUCCUCAGUAGACCCUUGAGUGGCCAAAUAUGACUCUACUUCUAACUAGUGACCCAAAUUUUGAGAUUACUGUCCUAGGCUAGGGGUGUAGACUUUAGCCUCAGGACUAAGUUGGCUUAUCCAGGAUUAGACUUGACCUCAUUAGCACUUUAUCCCAUCUAAGUUAACUGGCCAUGAACUGCAACAUAGCAAGGGCUCUGAAACAGCUUAAAGUGGGGAUGACAGUCUAACAAUUGGACUGUCCUGGUGAUUUGUCUAAUACUCACCUUUAAAAUCUUGAUGAUGAGGAUGAACUGUUCUAGCCAUACAGUGGAAGAACAUUAAGCCCCACCGUUCACACAUUUUGUGUUCUUCUUGUGUGAAGAUGAAGAUUCAUCCUUCUCAUUACUUUCAUUCCUGGGAACACCUCUCCCACCACAAUUGCCAGUUUUGUGCUUGGGGUGUGUGUAUGGAAUCUCUAACCUCAGUAUUUCUUUAUGAUUCUUGUUCCGCUGGUAGAAUUCCCAGGAUUGUGAGGGGGAAAACAGGUGUAAACGUUAAUAAUGAAAGUACAGUGUUAUGGACAUUGUCCUGACUCAGAAAAACAGUCAGCUUAUGUGAUGUCUGGUGUUUUCCUUCAUCCCCCAACAAUUUAUAUCAAAUGUUUUGUAAAACAUUACCAUCUUAUGUGAAGUAAAGGUUACGUGGGGUAAGUAUAAACUUGGAAAAUAUAUUUUUAUAGUUUAGGAAGAGUAAAACCUCUACAGAUGAAGGGGCAUUUUCCUUGAUGAAUUAGAUGAAUGUUCCUUGUAUGUUAGUAGUCGGCUCAAAGGGGAACACAUGCUGUUAGUUUUUCUUCUUGAAGGCAAUUGGGAAGAAGGUAAGAAAUGCACGUUUUAUUGUUAAAGAGCUGGGAGGUUGGACAGCAGGCCCUUCAGAGGGAUUUCGGCUGUUGUGGUAGCGGCUUCUCCUGCUCCUAAGCUGUAGCCUGGAAACACAUGUUGUACUUGUUACAAUAAGGAGUUUGUCGCAGUCUGUUCCAUCGGGGAAGAGACUUGUAUGGAUGUUGUUUUUGCUUGAAAUUUGUAUGUCAGGAUGUCCAAGUCAAAGACUGCAUGGAUUGUCUGACUUGAUGCUGAUGUGGAUGUGGAUGUGAAGUUGCCAGAUAAAACAGAGGACAACAGUUAAAUUUGAAUUUCAAACGAACAAUGAAUAACUUUUUAGUAUUUGUUAUUUACCCGAAUUAAAAAUUUUUUUUGCUUUUAAAGAUUUAUUUCCAAGAAAAAGAUCAACAGCGCUUGAAAUAGUCAAAGAAGUUAAUAUUAGCAUGAAUUUUUAUAGACAUACUUACUGUCUCUUCAUGUUUGCAUUCAAUGAUUUUGCCAUACGUGGUUAUAUCCCUGUUAAGAUGGGUCAGCAUUCAAGAUGAUUUUGAUCCUGAAUACUUGAACUUUCUAAAAUGGUGACUUUCAAAAGUGAAGUAUUGAAUUCAUUAAUGAUGUCUUUAAGUUUUAGGUAUCUCAAGUUCACUUGUAUUCAGUUGAUAUUAUAAAGUACAAACUUAUUUCUGGAUGGACAUGGUUGAGUUUCAAAUUUUUUUUUUUUUGAGUUUUUUUUUUUUCCUGUUUUGAAACUGGCAUCCUUGGGAGUGGAGAAGAGUCGAGUGGGUUUUGACCAAAUAUAUUCCAUCUGUAUUUUCAGAGUUCGGAGUCUGAGGUUGGUAUGUGUUUAGGAUUCUGUUGCUCUGCUCUGACCUUUCACUUGCUCGGCUCCUUGUACACCGGUCCAGCCGCAGCCCUGCCACCGCGCGUGUGAGGAUGGGGGGUGCCGUGAGUGCCGGCGAGGACAAUGAUGAGCUGAUAGACAACCUGAAGGAGGCGCAGUACAUCCGGACUGAGCUGGUGGAGCAGGCCUUCCGAGCUGUUGACCGCGCAGAUUACUAUCUGGAGGAAUUUAAGGAAAAUGCCUAUAAAGACUUGGCGUGGAAGCACGGCAACAUCCACCUCUCUGCUCCGUGCAUCUACUCGGAGGUGAUGGAGGCCCUGGACCUGCAGCCCGGCCUCUCGUUCUUGAACUUGGGCAGUGGCACUGGCUACCUCAGCUCCAUGGUGGGGCUUAUCCUCGGUCCUUUUGGUGUGAACCACGGGGUGGAACUUCACUCAGAUGUAACAGAAUAUGCGAAGCAGAAGCUAGACUUCUUCAUCAGGACGAGCGAGAGCUUUGACAAGUUUGACUUCUGCGAACCCUCCUUUGUCACUGGCAACUGCCUGGAGAUCUCCCCGGACCGCUCUCAGUAUGACCGGGUGUACUGCGGGGCCGGCGUGCAGAAGGAGCACGAGGACUACAUGAAGGGGCUGCUCAAAGUCGGGGGCAUCCUCGUCAUGCCGCUGGAGGAGAAGUUGACUAAGAUAACUCGUACUGGUCCUUCUGCUUGGGAAACCAAAAAGAUUCUGGCCGUUUCUUUUGCUCCAUUGAUCCAGCCCUGCCAUUCAGAGCCGGGGAAGUCAAGGCUCGUCCAGUUACCACCCCUGGCAGUUCGCAGCCUCCAGGACCUGGCACGCAUUGCCAUCCGGGGCACCAUUAAAAAGGUCAUUCACCAGGAAACGGUGAACAAAGCCGGAAAUGGGCUGAAGAACACUCCCAAGUUCAAACGGAGGCGAGUUCGCCGCCGCCGCAUGGAAACCAUUGUCUUUUUGGACAAGGAGGUCUUUGCCAGUCGGGUUUCCAACCCCUCUGAUGAUACCAGCUGUGAAGACUUGGAGGAGGACCGGCGGGAAGAAGAGGUGAAAACCCCAUCAGAAACAAAGCCAGACCCCCCGGUGAACUUCUUGCGUGAGAAGGUCCUGAGCCUCCCGCUGCCAGACCCCCUGAAAUACUACCUGCUUUAUUACAGGGAAAAUAACCGAGUCAUUUCGUCACAGAACACUGUGUGCGUGCAUAGCUGGGAAAACGUCUGAAUUGCCCUAGAUGUGUAAAUUUAAGCUGUUGUAAAGAAAUUUACUUCAUAGUUGUGUUUACCUGCUUUUUAACUGGAAGUCAAACCUCUUUCAGAGGAGGAGCAUGAGUUCUGUUUAUCUGCUGACACUUCAGUUUGCAGGUCUUAUUGACAUUAUUCUGAUUGACUUGUAGAGGCCUCUGCAAUACGUGGACGUUUGGGAGAUAAUAUUAAAUAAAUGGUAUCUAUGAAAUCUGUUAUUAGGUGGCUUGACUGAUUUUCCCCUAUAUGGAUUUCAUUUUUUUUCCAAAACCGUAUUUGCCUUUAUGCUAGAUUGUAAAAACUCUCUACAGUGCGUAAGACAUGUUUUCCCCUAUGUAUGUUAAACCUUUCCUAACAUCUUGUAUUUAUGUAUUGUUGGUUUGUGAUUUUUUAGAUCAGAAUUUGUUUUAAAAAAUAUAUAGAUAUAAUAUAUGUGCAGUGGUUUGCUGUUUAUCUUGUAAACAUAAAGGAGAAUCGUAAGUGAAUUUUCGUGUGCUUAAGCAUCUUACACCAGAGUUUGGUGUGGGACACUACUUCUGUUUUCAAAUAGAUGAAUUAUGUAUAGUCUGUGCUGGCUGCAAGCUCUGUAUUUGUAAACCACAUUCUAGACAACUGCUGACUGCUGUGUUCUGAGGGGUCUGUAUUUUCAUAUGUGAGUUUUGUCCUAAAGUAGUAAAGCCGUAGACAUGGACAAAACAAAUAAAUUUAUAAAUAUUGAGUAGGUAAUGUAGAAAUCAACUGUGUAUUUAAAAACAUUUUUGCCAGUUUGGAACUUCCAGGGAAUUAAUGGAAGAAAUUAGAAACAAAAGAUUUUCAUGAGCCAGUACACAAAGGGUACCUGUAAAGGUAGUGAAGACGCCUGAGACUUCUUGGCAUUGCUUCUGUUUCCUGUGUGGAAUUGAAAUUCUGGGCUACAUACUCUUUUUUUCAAAAAUCUUUAAAAAAUAAACUAACCGCCCCCCCCCCCCCAAA
Molecule: messenger RNA, 6360 nt
Organism: Camelus dromedarius (Arabian camel)
Lineage: Eukaryota; Metazoa; Chordata; Mammalia; Artiodactyla; Camelidae
Gene: PCMTD2
Product: protein-L-isoaspartate (D-aspartate) O-methyltransferase domain containing 2
Exons: 7
Coding region: 4229-5368 (379 amino acids)
Biological process (GO): protein modification process
Cellular component (GO): cytoplasm
Molecular function (GO): protein-L-isoaspartate (D-aspartate) O-methyltransferase activity
Source: RefSeq, a predicted model, not a curated record